AAGCCAAUGGAACAGGGACAGAAACGAACGUUAAUUUCAGUGAAUGGAAGGGGCUUAGCUUAGCUAACUGUCUGGUUAUAUACCUCUGUUACAUUUUACAUCUAACAUCUAUAUUCAUCAACUGGGGAUUCGUUUAAGAGGUAAGCAUCAUGGGUGAACCACAGCAGGUUAGUGCCCUGCCCCCUCCACCUAUGCAGUACAUUAAAGAGUAUACAGACGAAAACAUCCGUAAGGGUCUGGCUCCCAAGCCACCCCCACCCAUCCGAGACAACUACAUGAUGUUUGGGAACCAGUUCCAGUGUGACGACCUCAUCAUUCGGCCUCUGGAGAGCCAAGGAAUUGAGAGGCUCCAUCCUAUGCAGUUUGACCACAAACGAGAGCUUAAGAAACUCAACAUGUCCAUUCUCGUGAACUUUCUGGACCUGCUGGACAUCCUUAUCAAGAGCCCUGGUAGUAUAAAGCGUGAAGAGAAGCUGGAGGACUUAAAGCUUCUGUUUGUUCACAUGCACCACUUGAUAAAUGAGUACAGGCCACAUCAAGCCCGGGAGACACUGAGGGUGAUGAUGGAGGUGCAGAAGAGACAGAGGCUAGAGACAGCUGAGAGGUUCCAGAAACAUCUGGAGAGGGUGGUGGAGAUGAUUCAGGGGUGUCUCGCCUCCCUACCUGAUGACUUACGACAGAUGGAGGGCUCAGAGGGCGCUGGUGAUGGGACAAGGAGUGUAUCUGCAGCGGCUAGUAUCGGUUGCUCCUCUGGGCAGGCCCCCAGGCUGAAAAGUGAACCUAUGGAUGUAGAGGAAGCAAGUGCCAGCUGCAUGGCAGUGGGUCAGCAGGACAAGAGCGUCCCUACUUCAAAAAGAGACAAAAUAUGGGACAAGGAUGCUGCUAUGUGCAGUAUUAUUGAUGAAAUAGCUUGAGUUCUAUGUUAGUAGUUUCUUUUUUGUACAUCUAAACUUUUUUUUUUUUUUUUUUUUGUAUGUUAUAUGUAGUGUAAGUUUGAAGAAGUCUGCUGUGUUUUCACAGAGCCUGAAAUCCUGUCUGGGAUGGUGUUUUAUUUAAAAGCUAUCAUGUAGAUAUUAUUACCAGUUCCUGUGAAUAUAUUCCAAGAAUUUAAACAAUACACAGAUCAAUUGGGGUGCCAAUGUACCGUUUUUGCAAUAA
Molecule: messenger RNA, 1158 nt
Organism: Xiphias gladius (swordfish)
Lineage: Eukaryota; Metazoa; Chordata; Actinopteri; Istiophoriformes; Xiphiidae
Gene: med7
Product: mediator complex subunit 7
Exons: 2
Coding region: 150-914 (254 amino acids)
Biological process (GO): regulation of transcription by RNA polymerase II
Cellular component (GO): mediator complex
Molecular function (GO): transcription coregulator activity
Source: RefSeq, a predicted model, not a curated record